Molecule: messenger RNA, 5364 nt
Organism: Etheostoma spectabile (orangethroat darter)
Lineage: Eukaryota; Metazoa; Chordata; Actinopteri; Perciformes; Percidae
Gene: tent5c
Product: terminal nucleotidyltransferase 5C
Exons: 4
Coding region: 160-1311 (383 amino acids)
Biological process (GO): mRNA stabilization
Molecular function (GO): RNA binding; poly(A) RNA polymerase activity
Source: RefSeq, a predicted model, not a curated record
AAAGAUUGUACACCGAUGUGAUCUGCUGAUGAUGAAAGUUGGACUUUUUGCGGAUUAUGUGGAGGUGUCUGCACGGAUCCCAAGUUAACAUCUUGUUUUUCGGACUUUGAAUGCUUUCGGACCACGCUUUUGGAAACUUUAUCUAAACUUGGUGAAAAGAUGGAAAACAAGGAGGAAUCAACGAGUUGUUCAGUGAGCGUCCUGACCUGGGACCAGGUGAGCCGGCUGAAUGAAGUUCUGACGGAGGUUGUUCCCGUUCACGGACGGGGGAACUUCCCUACCUUAGAGGUGCGGCUGAAAGACAUUGUGGCCCGGGUGCGCUCCCGCCUAGAGCGGAGUGGCAUCAGAGUGAAGGACGUACGGCUCAACGGCUCCACGGCCAGCCACGUGCUGGUGCAGGAUAUCGGCUGGAGCUACAAGGAUCUGGACGUCAUCUUCAGGGUGGACCUGCCGCACGAGGCGGAGUUCAGGCUCAUCAAGGACGUGGUGCUGGGCACCCUGCUGGACUUUCUACCCGAGGGUGUGAACAAGGAGAAAAUCACACCCAUGACUCUCAAAGAGGCUUACGUCCAGAAGCUGGUGAAGGUCAACACUGAGCAGGAUCGCUGGAGCCUCAUCUCCCUCUCCAACAACAACGGCCGCAACGUGGAGCUCAAGUUCGUGGACUCGAUACGACGUCAGUUUGAGUUCAGCGUGGACUCCUUUCAGAUUGUGCUGGACUCCAUGCUCACCUACUACGAGCUGGCACAGACGCCCAUGUCACAGGCCUUCCACCCCACUGUGAGUGGGGAGAGCGUGUACGGGGACUUCAGCAUGGCGCUGAGCCAUCUGCGGAACAAGCUCAUCGCCACCAAGCGGCCCGAGGAGAUCCGAGGCGGCGGCUUGCUGAAAUACUGCAACCUGCUGGUGCGGGACUUUCGGCCCGCCAGCGAGGAGGAGUUCAAGGCCCUGGAGCGCUACAUGUGUUCCCGCUUCUUCAUCGACUUCCCCGACAUCGGCGAGCAGCAGCGUAAAGUGGAGGCCUACCUCCAGAGCCACUUUGUAGGUGAGGAGAAGAGCAAGUACGACUACCUCAUGAUCCUGCGGAGGGUGGUCAACGAGAGCACGGUGUGCCUCAUGGGCCACGAGCGGCGGCAGACCCUCCACCUCAUCUCGUUGAUGGCCUUCCGAGUGCUGGCGGAGCAGAACGCCAUCCCCGACGCGUCCUGCGUCACCUGCUACUAUCAGCCGGCGCCCUACGUCCGAGACCACAACUUCAGCAACUACUACGUGGCUAACCAGAACAUUCCAACAUGGCUGCCUUGUAACUGACAGAAAGAAAACAAGUGGACGGACGCACAAGAGGGCACCACUGCUGCUGCUUUCGAGAAAAGAGGGAGAAAAAAAUAAAACUCUCCAAAAAAAAAAUUAUUAUUGAGGCAAUAAAUGCUAUGUUCCUCUCAAGGCACAAUUAUAUUUAAGUGGACAAGUGUUUUGCUUUGUUUUUUGGAAUCCUUUCUCAUUCCUUAUCCACAGAGAUGUCUAGGUCAUUGAAUAGAAAGGGAUAUUUUUAAGUGUUUAGAUUUUUUUUUUUUUUUUUUUGGUCGGUUGUUUCCCUGUUUAUCAGAGUUGUUUUGUGCCGUAACCUCCCAGUUGACCCCCCAAUAAUUUCUGUAAGGGCCAUUUUUUUUCAAUAAGGGGAAGAAGAAGAAAAUGUAGCCUUAAAUUUGGUUUUCUCCUGUGAUCAGUAAAAGUUUAAAAAAUAAAAAAAAUAAGUAAAAUAUUGGAAAAUAGUGUUAUUGGGGAAAGGGUAAUAUAAUAGGUGAUGACUCCAAAAAAAAAUCAGUGGAUCAGUGUUAAAGUUUUGUUCACUGGGGAGGUUAGAAAAGGUGGUGCACUAAUAACUUUGUUCACAUCAGAAAUGAAGGGGAAGCGAGAGGAGUCAAUUUGUUUUAAUUCAUUUCGACAUGUAAAUAUCUCUCACGGACAUUUGUGGUCUCCCUAAUAUGCCAGCAGUGCCUGUGAUUUGAAAUCGAUGCAAGAGACAAUGUGUCUAUUUUUAUUUUCCACUGUGAAUUUCAGUGCAGGACGAUCUCCCCUCCUUCCUCUGGAUCCAGUUUACUCAGCCAUGUACUUCUCAGGCGAGACCGGCUUUGAGAGGAAAUCUGCUGCGAGACGAUGCAGGCCUCAGAUAGACGGGCUCCUGUGUGUCCUGAGGAGUUAUUGUUCCUCUGUUUUAAAUCCCUUCCAAAGCCUCACAUCAGUGACCUCCAGAUGUCACAAUCUUCUGACUGUUGUGGGAAAAGCUGACUGACGGAAGAAAGCGGACAUGGGCGCGUUGAGAGCAUGUGGCUGGCCUCGUCUGCAGCGAGAGCUGGCUGGGAGUCCUGGAGUGACAGGCUGACUGGCUGUCCCUUCCCUUAAAAGGACAGCACAUGGUGGGGCCCCAGGCUCGUCCCUCACGACCAUUGCAGGCUCGACAGCAGCCCUGAAAUGGGAUCCUCUCUGACGCAGUGACUGGCUCUCAAACUACAGGCCGUCAGUAAUCUUUUUUUUUUGUUUUUCUUCUUCCUCCUGGAGGAGGUGUCUUUGGAGCAGGGAACUGGGGAUGGGUGUGCAGGCGGCAGCAGCCCCGCCACCUUCCAUGUGUGGGGAGCUGAGUCACUUCCUAUCCUAUCCAGUCCCUGCUGGAACAACGCUGUGUUUGAACCCCUUUUGUGGUCAUGGGAGCACAGACAGCACAGAGUGCAACUGGUAUGUUAAUAGAAAUGCCAUGAUGUAUGCCAGUUGGAUGACACUCCCCCUCCCCCCCCCCACCUAUAAAUUACUAUUUGUAGCUAAGCCUAUUAUUAGCUGUUCAUUUUGAACACUUGCAGUGUGGCAUUACUAGCAGAUGUCCUAAGCUGUGACUUUAACCUGUCAUCUCUUAAGCAUCCAGGUUUGACAGAAUAGUUGCUAAACUUCUUAUGUAAGUGGCAACUGCUGUUGCCCCCCCCCCCCCCUUCACCCGUCAGUUUCUCUGAAGCUCUAGCUUAUUCCUGCUUAGUGCGGCUCAUGCCUAUACCAGAUAACCGGAAACAUCUUAUCUGGAUGGCCCACAACUCUCGACUGGUUAGACUAUUUAGUUAGGGAGACAGUCAGCUGUGCCUCUUCUGCGGGUCACAGGGGUUUGCUCUGCUGGCUUGUUGCUGCUGAACUUUGACAUGGGAAAUGCAAAAGUCUUUUUAAAAACAAGUGAGGUGCCACACACUGUCUUGCUCUGGACCAAAGCAACCAGCAACUGCAGCACUUAAGUGCCUUUUUGACGUUUUUGGAGAGUGAUUUAGCUUUUUAAAGGUUUUUUUUGUUAUUUAACCAUGUUUUUCCCCUUUAGUUGUCUCUUUGUUUCAGUCCCAAACCAUAUUUAACCUUGAAACCCACUCGUCUUAGUCAUUCCUGUCAGUCUUCUCGGCCGUUUUGUUUUACUCCCAUAUCUUACAAGUUUGGGUCCUGUUGUCACUGGCAGCCAUGUUGACCUCUGUCAUGCCUGAAUGCCUUUCUCAAAAUCCGACUUUUGAUUCAUUCUGAUUUUAGGUUUAGACAUAAUACAUUUACGCCCUUCAUUUAUAUAUUUCCCCCAUUCAUUUAAUGGACUGCCUAGCAUUGUAGCUCCAGCUGCUCCAAAGCAGCCUGGCCAGAUUUGUUUUGCUGAACAUUUUGUCCCCAAACCAAAGCCUUACCUGAAGUGCACUGAUGAGCCAUACUUUCGCACAGUAGCUGGAGGUCACCCAGCAGAGACUCCAUACUAACAGAAGCACUUUAGAGGCCUUGUUUUACUCCAAACCCAGCCACCUGAGAGGAAUGCAAAUAAGCUAAUGUGGUCUAUUGCUGGAGGGAGUUGAGCUGCUUCUCAGGGACAUGAUGUGUUUGAGUGCUUGUUUUGUGCCUUUUAUUUUUGGAGGGUACAUUGGUUUAAUUCCCUCCUAAUACUCCUCUUUAUUUUGUGUUUUGUUAAUUCUAACUUUGACUCUCCUCUUCUUACCCAAACUACAGGUUGUUAUCGGCAUAGCUCAUGCCUGAAGGUUGAGGUAGCCAGCAAACUUCAGCCUGACAGCAGCGCUCGGUUUUCUCUGUGCAUCCAACCUUAUCACUCGGUGGGUAGUCCCCUCUUAGUGUAGUGCCAACAGCUGAUUUUUGUCAUUGAACUCCUAAACCUCACACACCCUGCUAGUGCUAAAAAUCCCCAUCAGACGGCACAUGAUCGUAAUCAUUCCCCAGUCUGCGUGUCCUCUCUGAGUGAUGAUAAAUUGGCUUAUUAAAGCUUGGCGCCACAUUCAAAACCAGCAGCCCGGUGGGCUGCUGCUGCUGCUGCUCAGUCCCAGGUUGAAGUCUGCUGAGCUUGAAGCCCUUCUUGGGUUUUUGUUGACCUCGCUCGCUAAAAGUAGUUUUGAGCGAGAUCAAAGAAAAUGCAACAUACAAAAGAAACUUGCAUUUUCUAGACAGUCGAUAGUGAAUGCAGCCUGAAUUGUAAACCCUCUGCUUUUCCUCCUUUUUUUUUUUUUUUUUUUUGGUCCACCCAACCUUCACAUGUUUAUGACUUUCUGACGACUGAAAAUUUGUGCCUGUUUAUGAAAGCUUUACCUUCCCCCAUUAGUAGAUUGGGGUGCAGCAGGGCUCAUGCUAAAUCACUUUCUUCGCCUGGAUGGAUGGAUGGAUGCGUGGAUGUACGUCGAUCAACAUUUAGUCUUUGUGAAGGACGUGUUUAUAAAAACAAAAAAAUAAGGAUGAAGUGUAUUUUUGCCUUUUUUUUCUUUUCUGGCCCCCACUUUUUUUCUGCUGUAAACUACUUAUUGAUCCCGUUGCUUCUCUCACUUACCUUGCCUUCGAUUGUCCCACUUGUUUGGGCCUUUGUUAAUUAGUGCAGUGUGUGUUUUUUAAUUUAUGACACCUGUAGUAUGUAUUCUUUGCUGGAGGGGGUGCAGAGCAAGCUGUGGAUUAAAUAUUUUGUGGUUGUGUAAAGUACAAGUCUUACCAUAGGAAUGUGCUGGAGGCUCUCCUACACUUUCUAUAUCAGGAGUUGUUAAAACAAAUUGCAGCAGAUUUGUUAAUGCAUGGAGGUGUGUGUGCUUGUUUGCAUGUGUGUAUGAAGGGAUGCCUGUUAUAAAAGUUUAAAAAGUGGGUAAAAAUAUGAAUUGUCUAUUUUUUUUUUUCUUUUUUGAAAUAGUAAAUGCAAGAGCUUUUUGUCAGCUUUGUGAAUGUGACAAUGAGUUUGAUGGUUAAAACCAUUCUACUAUUUCAUUUUUCAAGACUUUUACCUCACUUGAGUUUUCCUUUUGAAUGGAAAUUUACAUGUACAUCAGGAAAAUGUGUGAAGAGGAAAUAAUGAAUAAAGAGUAUUAAAUUCAA